Molecule: messenger RNA, 369 nt
Organism: Perkinsus marinus ATCC 50983
Lineage: Eukaryota; Perkinsozoa; Perkinsida; Perkinsidae
Product: phosphomannomutase, putative
Exons: 5
Coding region: 1-369 (122 amino acids)
Biological process (GO): GDP-mannose biosynthetic process; mannose metabolic process; protein N-linked glycosylation
Cellular component (GO): cytosol
Molecular function (GO): phosphomannomutase activity
Source: RefSeq, a predicted model, not a curated record
AUGGGGAUGCUCAAUUUCUCACCUGUCGGACGACAGUGUUCUCAAGAAGAGCGGAUCCAAUUCAACGAAUACGAUAAACAACACGGAAUUCGUCAGAAGUUUGUCGAAGAGAUGGACAAACAGUUUAGCAAGUACGGUGUUCAGUUUGCUAUAGGCGGGCAGAUUUCUGUCGAUUGUUUCCCCAAGGGAUGGGAUAAGACCUUCGUUUUGCGGUACCUCCCUGAGGAUGCCGAAAUUCACUUUUUUGGAGACAAGACUACACUUGGAGGCAACGACUACGAGAUUUAUGAGCAUCCACGUACAAUAGGCCACUCUGUGAAGGACCCUAAGGAUGCCAUGCGGCAGAUUAAGGAGAUUUUCGGUAUAUAA